ACCGCGCAUGUACUGUGACGCCGCUUGGCUCUCGCCAUCGUCCAUUUUGCCGUAGUUCUGCGAAAGUCUGCCGCGUCCGUUCGUACGUGGUGCUGCACGGGAGACUGAAAUCAUUGGCGUGACUUUAUAGGCGCUUUCUCUGGCCAAAAACGAUGUCCGAACCUUCGACCGAGGUGGAGUUCCCGGAGGGAGCUGAGGUCCGCAAGCUGUCGGAGCUCAGGGUUAUCGACCUGAAGGCCGAGCUGAAGAAACGAAACCUGGAUACAACGGGCGUCAAGAGCGUGCUAUCGGAGCGACUGAAAAAGGCAAUUGAAGAAGAGGGUGGAAAUCCGGACGAAAUUGUUGUUACACCGGAGUCGGCCCCUAAAAAGGCAAACGCACAUAAACGGGUUGCCAAAGAUACCCGGCAAGAAAACGAUGAACCAGAUGACAGCAACAUUGAGGACGACUCACAGGAUGGACAUGAGGAUCUGCAAGAAGACCACGAAAGCAUGCAGGACAUGGACAUCCUUGAGAUGAAUGUGUUAGAUGAGACCGAGAAUGACACUGAAGUACCACCUGGAGAUGAUGGCGAGGAAAACUUCUACGGGAACGAACACUCUCUGCUGAAUGAAGAAGCCUCCCAAAGCUUUGGUUCAGAAGAUGAAGGGAGGGAUCCAGAGAUCGACAGGCCUCUGCUGUUUGAAGACACCAGUUUGAUAGAUCCCCCAGAGAAUAUGGCUCAUGAUGUGGAUGCAGACGAGGUGAAAGAAGAAACAGAAAAUAAAGUAGCUGGGUCUUGUUUAUCUGAGCCACUAAAAGAAGAUCAGGACCAGAGCCACGAGACGAGCCCUGAAGAUGAACAAGGCGCCACCACCGGAGAGGAUAACACUGUGCCCACCAAGGCUGCCUCUGGCGAUGUGGACAGCGACAGGGCUGUUGAGGAGACUGACCCCAAAGAGGCUGGGGAUGCACCGAAUGUCCCUGAAGAGACUCUGGACGUUGAAAACAAAAGCUCGCAGGCUGUUAGUGUAAGCGAACAGGGCGGCGCACAUGAAACUGUUGAUUCAGAAAUGGGGUCUAAGAAGGGUGAGGAGGAUGAGAAGACAGAAGAGAAAGCUGCCGUGGACACAGCCUCACCACUGAAAGAGUCCUCUUCUGUAGAGGGCGAUGAUCAGAAAAAGAGCUCUGACGAACAAGAAGGCAAGACAGAGUCGAAAGAUGAAAAGGGUGGUGCUGCAGCAAGCAGUAGCAGAAACCUGUGGGUCAGUGGCCUCGCCUCCACAACUAGAGCAGCUGAUCUGAAAACGCUUUUCAGCAAGUAUGGGAAGGUCGUGGGCGCCAAAGUAGUGACCAAUGCCAAGAGUCCCGGGGCUCGCUGCUAUGGCUUCGUCACAAUGUCCUCAACAGAAGAGGCCACCAAGUGCAUCAGCCACCUCCACAGGACGGAGCUUCAUGGCCGGAUGAUCUCUGUGGAGCGAGCGAAAAAUGAGCCUGCAGGGAAGAAAACUGUCGACAAGAAUGACGCCAAGAAGACCAGCAACAGGAGACACUCAACUGACUCCAAGUCUGAUGGAAAAGAUGACAAGUCCGAAACGGAGGGGAAAGAUGGCAAAGGCAGAAAUGAGAGAACCGUCGUGAUGGACAAGUCUAAAGGAGAACCUGUUAUCAGCGUGAAGACCAAAAGCAAAGAGAGGAGCACCAAGAGCCGUGACCGCAAGUCAUCCAGCAAGGAGACAAAGGACAUCCUGUCGUUUGACCAGAUCAAAGAGCAGCGAGAGCGGGAAAGACAGCGGCAACGAGAGAGGGAGCUCCGCGAGGUGGAGAGACGCAGAUACACAGACCGCGAUCGUGACGGCCGUCCAGAUCGGGAACGUGAGCGCAUCCGUCUCUUCAGAGAGCGGGAGGAAAGGAAACAUCUGAUGAGGAAGAGACGGUGGCUUGAGGCAGAGAAAGAACGUCUUGACGCCGACCGCAUGGAGCGCCAGUUCCUGGAACGAGAGAGGCUCCGCAUCGAGUAUGAGAGGCGUCGAGAACAGGAGCGGAUUCUCCGAGAGCGUGAAGAGCUGCGGCGACAACAGGAGCAACUCCGCUACGAGCAGGACAGACGACCUCCGAUCAAACGUCCCUACGACAUGGAUGGAAGAAAAGAUGAUUGGACAGAAAAGCGCAUGUCCCUGGAUGACCGCUACGGCCGGUCCGACUUCGGCCGGCAAGAUCGCUAUCAGGAUUUUGAUCACAGAGAGCGAGGACGCUUCCCUGAUGACAUGAUGUUGGACAGACGGGACGGUCGCGGUAUGGGCGGAGACAGGGACGGUCAGCAUUUCUCAGACCGAUCAGAUCGGCACAGCAGAGACUCGUGGGGCGGAGGCUACGACAAACGCAUGAACUCCAGGGAUGGUGGUCGUGACUGGGACUCGGGAAGGAAGUUGGAUGGUGACAGGACAUGGCAAGGUAGAGAUGGUGCCAUUCCAGGCCAGAGCCACAUGGCACGUGGAGGAAUGGCAGGGCGUGGAGGCUACAUGAACACAGGAACCUCUCAGUCUCUAUCCGGAGCUCUAAACCGACAGAACCAGGUGAUGCAGGGCGGCGGCGGACUGCAGAGUGGAGCUUUCGGUCGACGCUACUGACCCCUGUUUGAAUGAAGAAAUGAGUGGGACUGUUUGAGGUGGUCACUUCUGAAAGAAUGGGGCUAUCAUGUUUUUGUAUAUUUUUGAAGACAGUUGAUUUCUCUUCCAUUCAGAUGGACAUCAACCAUUUGGUAGUGGACUCAUGUCAUGUAUUUAUCAUUCAUGCCUGCCUGCAUUGUUCCCGUAAGAUGCGCGUUUGUGUGUGAGAGCGUCCAAACUGUUUUUAACUCAGAUGUGUAUUAGGCACCUGGACCUACCUUCACCCGUCUCCUUUCUGUACCAAGCCUCUUGGAAGCGUUUAGUCUCAACUGCCUAUUCCUGUUUUUUUAGGUCUCAUUCUCCUCACAAGCUUGGUUUUUUGCAGAUAGAACAUUAUUUUGAACUUGUUAGAGCUUGAUUAUUCAUGUGUUUACUGUGCAUAUAGAAUGUUUGAAUGCCCUGAAGUUCACUGUUUUAAUACUAUGAUUGGUGGCUGAACAGCUGGCGUGUUGUGAAAUUUAAAUUUUUUCCACUGUUGUCAUUGGAAGCAUCACUCCCCAUGUUCUCUUAAAAUUGUAACAUUUUUUUCUGAUGUUGAUUUUAAGGAUGUGUUGAAUAAAGUAUCUUGUUUCACAAUUUCAGUUGU
Messenger RNA from Salarias fasciatus (jewelled blenny), 3234 nucleotides. RefSeq names its product scaffold attachment factor B (gene safb). The record is from RefSeq and is a predicted model, not a curated record. Gene Ontology annotation, biological process: regulation of transcription by RNA polymerase II; regulation of mRNA processing. The transcript is spliced from 21 exons. The coding region runs from base 153 to 2609 and encodes 818 amino acids. Lineage: Eukaryota; Metazoa; Chordata; Actinopteri; Blenniiformes; Blenniidae. Gene Ontology annotation, molecular function: RNA binding; sequence-specific DNA binding. Gene Ontology annotation, cellular component: nucleus.